AUGUGGUGGGAAUCAGUGACUCAAAAUGUAUCAGGAGAACAGGUAAAUUGGGAAUUCUUUCAACGAGAAUUUCAGAAGAAUUAUUUGGGAGAGACAUACAUGAAAGACUGGAAACAGGAGUUCUUAAUGUUGAAGCAGAGGGACAUGUCUAUAGUAGAUUAUGAACGAGAAUUCCUGAGAUUGAGUAGAUAUGCAAUUGAAUUUGUUCCGACUGAAGCUGACAAAUGCAAGCAAUUUCUAAAAGGACUGCGAGAUGAAUUCCAACUGCAAUUGAUGCCACUAUGGAUUAUAGAGUUUGUAGACUUAAAAUCUGAAUCUGUAUCUAGAGGCCGAGGUUCAGGCCGAAGUGGUUCAGUUGUUAGAGGUGGAACUAGAAAGGCUAGUGAAAGUGCUACACAACAGUCAGAAGUAAAGGCCCCAGCUCAAGCAUAUGUUGUAAGGACCCGUGAAGAGGGAGAUGCUCACGAUGUUGUGUCAGGAUAUUAUCAGUUGAAGGUAAAGGAGAGUGAUGUACCAAAGACAGCAUUCCGUACAUGGUAUGGACAUUAUGAAUUUUUGAUACUACGAGAAAAGAAAUUAUAUGGGAAAUUGAACAAAUGUGAGUUUUGGCUAUCGAAGGUUGUGUUUCUUGGCCAUGUGAUGUUGGCAGAUGGAAUCAGAAUAGACCCCAAAAAGAGUGAAGCUAUUAUUCAGUGGAAAGUUCCCAAAAAUGUGUCAGAAGUAAGAAGUUUUCUCAGUUUAGUUAGAUAUUAUCGAAGGUUCGUGAAUGGAUUUUCAAAGAUAGCUUUAUCGAUGAUGAAGUUACUACAAAAAAAUGUCUCAUUUGUUUUGAAUGAUAAGUAUCAGCAAAGUUUUGAAACAUUGAAGCAAAUGUUGACAGAAGCGCCAGUGUUGACCUUGCCAGAAUCGGGAAAAGAUUUUAUUGUGUAUAAUGAUGCUUCAUUGAACAGACUUGGAUGUGUGCUGAUGCAAAAUGGAAAGGUAAUUGCUUAUGCUUCACGGUAA
Molecule: messenger RNA, 1005 nt
Organism: Gossypium arboreum
Lineage: Eukaryota; Viridiplantae; Streptophyta; Magnoliopsida; Malvales; Malvaceae
Exons: 4
Coding region: 1-1005 (334 amino acids)
Source: RefSeq, a predicted model, not a curated record